AAUAAUUAUAUUCCCUUUCUUGCCAAGACUUAGAGGAGAAGAUCGAUACAGAGUGUUAUCGUCUCUAAUGUAACUGCAAGAAAUAAGGAUAUAUAUAUUUCACCCAACCUCUUAAAUCCACACGCAUGAAUAGCAGCUUUGAUUCUGGUUUACUGUGCACUGGACCACCUGGAUACAUUUAGAUAUUUUGUAUCUUGUUUAUUAUUCGUCUUGUUUCGUCAUUUUCGCAUUUAUGUUUUAUUUAUCUGGGUUCUUUUGGCCAAGCGUCCUCUUGAAAAAAAAACAAAAAACAAGUUGGUAUCAUUGAGAUGAAGGGACAGAGAGGAACGAACGAGAUUUACUUCUCCAAACAUCAGAAGGCGUGAGGCCUGUUUGAACAGGUGCCCAUUGCCACACUCUUUCACACGUCAACACGAGAGGAGGGGGCUGAAGAAUGUGAUCAAUGGUGACGCUACGGGUCUUUGGAUCUAUAGAAGACUGUGAAUGUCUUGCACACAGGUGGUAACCUUGAUUACAUUCAGGUCGUGUUGAUAAGAGAAAAGCCAUGAAGAUCAUUCUGUUGACUCUGCUGAGUGUCCUCGCAGCCAGCGCUCAGGUGUUAAGGUUAGGCAAAUGUCCCAAACCUGCAGUUCAGGCCAACUUUGAUGCUUCCAGGUACGUUGGUAAGUGGUAUGAGAUCAUGAAGCUGCCAACAAUCUUCCAGAAAGGCGAGUGUGGCACUGCCACCUACAGCCUGGAGAGUCCUGGAGUCAUCGGGGUCCUCAACAGUGAGCUGCUUAAUGAUGGAACCAUUAAUUCUAUCGUCGGCUCAGCAAAGGUCAAGGACCCCGCUGAGCCUGCCAAGCUGCAGGUCUCCUUCAAUGGCUCUCCUCCUGGUCCUUACUGGGUGCUGUCCACCGACUACGAGGGUCACUCUCUGGUCUUCGGCUGCACAGACUUCAUCUUUUUCCACGCGGAGCUGUCCUGGAUCCUGAGCAGAGAGCCCACCCUGCCUGAGGAGACCGUAGAGGAGCUGCACGGCAUCCUGUCCUCCAUCGGCGUCAAUGUUGACAAGAUGGUCCCCACCAACCAGAAUGAGACUCUCUGCAGCGCCAUGAACCAGUAAACAGAGACACUCCUGUUUCAGCCUCUACAGGACUUCCAGACAUUGAUUCAUGCCAUGACACACCACUGCAUGCAGUGUGUGUGUGUGAAGUGUGUCGCUCCCUGUCGACGCAAUAUGCAAAGCCAUGCAAUAAACCUGUAGAAAGAAAUUCAUGUUUUGCUGCGUUUUGUCUUUAGGGCUUACUCUAGAAAUUGUCAAGCGCAACGAAAUUGCAGUUGUGUCUGACUCAAAUGAUGCAUCGUCUAAAAAACGUCACAUUUACAGAGAAUAAAAAAGGCAUGAAUAAAAUAAGGGAUGAUAAAUAAGUGCAAUAUGAAGUAUAAUAAUAACACUAUGGAAUACAAGUGUGCAAAAAAGCAGCAGCAGUAAAGGUGCAGUAUAACAGAUGUGAUUGGUGUUGUAAUGCUGCACAGAAUCAGUGGGUUGAAGUGACAUGACGGUAAAUACUGCACAUGCUCCAAUGAUGGCAGCACAUAAGUCUUCUCAGACUGAGGAGAUGUCUAGUAUUUAAUUGUAUUCUGA
Messenger RNA from Cottoperca gobio, 1627 nucleotides. RefSeq names its product apolipoprotein D-like. The record is from RefSeq and is a predicted model, not a curated record. Bases 545 to 1105 code for a protein of 186 amino acids. Gene Ontology annotation, molecular function: lipid binding. Gene Ontology annotation, cellular component: cytoplasm. Gene Ontology annotation, biological process: brain development; lipid transport; tissue regeneration. NCBI's taxonomy places the organism in Eukaryota, Metazoa, Chordata, Actinopteri, Perciformes, Bovichtidae. The transcript has 5 exons.